This is a messenger RNA of Rhagoletis pomonella (apple maggot), 2058 nucleotides long. RefSeq lists its product as uncharacterized. Bases 297 to 1904 code for a protein of 535 amino acids. The transcript is spliced from 4 exons. Lineage: Eukaryota; Metazoa; Arthropoda; Insecta; Diptera; Tephritidae. The record is from RefSeq and is a predicted model, not a curated record.
UGUUGUGUAUAAUUUUGGGUUGAGUCCUGUUAAUUUUGAAGCUUAGUGUAAAAUUUGUCAAUGGAAAGGUUUCAGGCUGUUUUUUAUCCCAUCUAAAGCAAUUUCUCUACAUUCUAGUAACAUUAGUUAAUUGGAAGUUAUCCCGAUGCGUGUUGUAGGCUCUGUCCAUCGGUGCCCGUAUUAAGAGAUGCACAAUCAUUAUUUCCUCAUACUAAUGCAUUACAUAUGCAGAGAAAAUUAACCCUACCAGAAAAUAGCGUCACUACUACUUCGAAUAAACAAUAACCUCUGACAUAAUGCAGAACGGAGUGUAUCCAGACUUUGCCAAACUUACAACCCUUUCAGAAUCAACUAAUUUUACAGGAGCUUCCAAAUUCCAAGCACCGGAAAUGAGAUUACCCGAAGGUAUUACCGAAUUAGAAGCGAGAAAUGAAAAACUUGGGCAAAAUUUGGUGCAAACUAACACAAUGGCCAAGGGGUUCUAUAACGCUCGUAACGAUAAUUUGAGCCUGGAUAUUGAUGGCGCAGAGAUUUGUACACCACAUUCGAAUACAAGAAAGGGAUUUGAUAAUAAAAUCGCCUUUGCACGAACAAAUUGCGAAAACCCUUCUGAUGGCGCUAUAUCUAUAGACCGAUAUGGAAAGCGAAAUGUACGUCGAAAUAAUCGAAAUAUAGAAGGAGCUCAAAAGGUGCACUGGUCACGAAACAAUAUUAGUGCUACUAUGGAACGUUUUGAGCCUACGCAUAAUAGUCAACCAUCUUCAUCUGCAUCAUCGUUAGAUUACGGAUUCGUUGCCAGCGUGGUAACCUCAAUAACAGAUACACCACAUUUACCGCAGAGAAAGAUCGUGCCUAGUGCAGCAUCAUAUGAAAUUAAGAGCCUUAGAGAAGCUGGACCAAUGAAUCAUGUAUAUUCAUACGCUUACUAUGAGCCAGGGGCUGUGAAGUGUCAUACGAAUAUUCCGCAGAAUAAUGUGCAGACCAUAAAUUCUGACUCAAUGAGCUCCAAUGCUAUAGAAACUUCCAGAAGUGGACCCCUUGACGUCACCCCUACAUUACUGUCCAAAGGUAACCGUUGCAAGUCAAGAAGCGGACAACCUACACUUUCGCCCCCGCGAGUGGGAGAUCGUCACACUUAUACAACUCGAUAUGGAACAACGGAAAAUUUGUACGAAGAAGUAAACGAGCAAAAGAUAAGAAAAGUUUUAUCCGAUAAUCGUAUAUCUGUAUCUCCUACAACUUAUGUUAAAGAAGAGCUUCGCCGAGUUCAACACGAUCAUUUCCGUGUACUGGAAGAGCUAAAUUUGUCUCUGGAAGCUUUAAUUAUGCCUUCUAGCCCACACCAUUUGAGCCCUAAUGCUAGAAUGAAGGAUACCGUAGUAAAUGUUGCGUCUUCUGAAGCUACUGGAAUUCUCUCAACGUCAUCGGAGGUUAUUUCUUCAUCAGUAACUUUACCGAAAAAAACACGGUGGUUUGGUUUGCUUGGUGGCAACUCAUCUUACUUAUUUCCAUCCAGUCAACCUAAUGGGUUUAUAAAUACCAGCCUGGAAAACUUAUCAGCUACAUUUCAUUCAAUGGAACUUAAAGACCAAUCUAAUAAUUCAGCCAACCACCCAGAGUUCGAUGACGGUGAUUUCGAUAGUGGAUUCAGUGGUAGCGGCAGUAGUAGUGGUGCAAGUUACAAUGAUAGUGUACGAGAUUAUAAACCUACUACCGCAUCUCUUGAAAAUUUUAACAUAAACAAAAAAAUGUAUCCAGGCAGUAGCGACAAUAGGGUUACAUCGUUUGAGUCUGUUGAAGUUUGCUCAAACAAACAGCCCACCGCUAUGCCUUCACUACCAACAGAGCCCUUAACGGAAAGUACUCGUAUAUUUAAAAAAAGCUUUUGGGCUAUGAAACCGUGAUGUGAUGGGCACCGCUUUGAGGACUUUUCAUUUAUAGAAAUUUUACCCAUGGCGUAGGUAAUUUGGUGCGAUAACUAUUAAAAUAUAAGUAAAUAGUUAUUAAUAUAUUUAUGCAAAUAAAUAUUUACGGAAACUUAGAUUUACAUAUGCAUAC